CCCUGAACAAAACAGGUCCUUAGUUUCAUAGCGUAGCGGGAAACUGGAACGAAAAAGGAAAAAAAAACGCCUCGACCUUUUCAAGACCCUAGAAAUCUAAAAAUUCCGAAGUUCUUCUUCGUCAACAACAAAAUCCCUCCGAAACCCCAAAUUGAAGAAAUUGUAAGAAAACAGUGUUGAGUCAGUUGCCCGUACAAAGCCGGAUUAUCUUCCACCACCAUAGAUUCAACAAAGAAGUACAGUACAGCUCUACAGGAGGAAUUUACAUAGACUCGGUGGUGUUGGCUUUCUCGGCUUGUCCUAUUUGUGACGUUACAGUGCCUUCAACUGGGCUUGAAACGCAUGCAAACAAUCAUUUUGAGGAGGAAGAGAAACUUGCAAAGGACAUGAAGUUGUCUCAACAACUUGCGAGGGAGGACAUGGAGUUGGCUCAAAAAAUUGCCCUUGGACCAACUAGACCUCCUAAUACACGAAUGACCCAUUCCACUCGAAUGAAAGGCACCGGAGCAUCAAAAACACUUGUUGCCAUGAACCUAUCAUCUUCCACUUCUAAGUCUGAUGUGAUCAAGUUCUUUAAAUGGCCUGGGGAUGUUGUUGAUGUGCGUUUCUCUUAUUAUCCUAGUGGAGAAUUCAGGGGUGUAUGCCAUAUUGAGUUUGCAACUGAAGAAGCUGCAAAGAAGGCAAUGAAGCUGAAUGACAAAUAUUUGUUGGGCAGUAAGGUAAAACUUGGAUUUUCUCGUGAAUCCAUUUUUGUUCGAAGUUUCGAUACUUCUUCUGGAAUCAACGAGAUCCGGAGCUCCCUAAAAGAGCAUUUCUCAUCUUGCGGAGAGAUCUUAUGGAUGCACAUUCCAAAAUUUCAUGACAUUGGUGUUGCUCACGGGAUUGCUUUCAUUGAGUUUUACCACCUCUAUGCUUUCCCAAAAGCACUUGCGAUGAAUGGGCAUAAACUUGGUGAUUAUCCCUUGACAAUUGAAGAUGCGACACCAUUAAACCUUAAUGUUACAGGAACGGGUGGUAGAGCUGUAUCAUCUGGAGGACGUUUUGGUCCUUAUAUGGUGGCCCAACUUAUAUUCAUAGGUUCUUACUGCGAUCUGAUAGAGGUUAUGGUGGUGCUGGCUUAGGAAGUGUUGGAAGCCCCUAUCGUCAUCCUUCAGGAAAAAAAAUCAAAUUUGAUUAUGAUGAACUUGAAGGUGAAGAAACUGCGCAGGGUGCGUGCACUCAAUCCACUGUCUAAUUUAUGGUUAACCUAUUUGUAGGGUAUCUUCAGGAAGCUGUAUAAUUCAUUUUAGUAGUUCGAAUUUAUUAUGAAAUACUCAAAGCAUAUAAAUUAUAUGCUCGACAUACAGGUUCAGUUGAAGAGAAACUUCGAGUUUUGGGCUUGGCAAUGAAACUUAGAUGACAGGCUUAUGUAAUUAGCUUUUUUAUCUUUUAGCUUCUCAA
Papaver somniferum (opium poppy) is the source of this 1440-nucleotide messenger RNA. Its product is annotated as nucleolin 2-like. The transcript is spliced from 9 exons. The record is from RefSeq and is a predicted model, not a curated record. Lineage: Eukaryota; Viridiplantae; Streptophyta; Magnoliopsida; Ranunculales; Papaveraceae. Gene Ontology annotation, molecular function: RNA binding. The coding region runs from base 387 to 1121 and encodes 244 amino acids.